This is a messenger RNA of Cladocopium goreaui, 1855 nucleotides long. The record is from the annotation of a GenBank genome assembly. NCBI's taxonomy places the organism in Eukaryota, Dinophyceae, Suessiales, Symbiodiniaceae.
AUGUCGCUGUCGACGCUGCGGCGGAGAGAAAAUUCGAGGGCCAGAGAGCUGACGCCUGAUGGACGAGCACCAGGUGAAGAUCAGGCUCAAGGCGCUCGAGCUCCUGGCUGUGGUGCCGGAGAGGGCAGAAGGUUGGAGAUCGGGGUCGCUGACAGGAGAUUGGAAGCCCUGUUGGAGGAGGAAAGGACUAGAGCGGCUUCGGUGCCAGUGGCUGGUGUCCGCCGACUCCGGUUGGAGGAUGGGCGAGACCAAACCCGGGCCUUGGAUGAUGGAGGCCGGGAGGCUGCUGGUCGUGGGGCGCAAGGUGGACCCAUCGGAACCUUGGAGGACGGAGCCAGAGCCAUGGGGCUUGGCCAGCGUCAAGGCGGACCGAUGGAGGCCUUGGAUGAUCCCAGAGCCAGAGCCAUGGGGCUUGGCCAACUUCAAGAUGCGGUCCGGCAGUCCUAUGAAGUUCUUCAACAAGCUUUGGGACGGACACAGCCGGGACCAGGGCUACUAGAUCCCCUUCUUCAAGGCAAUGAUCAAGGUGUUCAAAGGGGUGGUGUUCUCGACGACAGAGGGGAACGAUCGCUCUUGCAAAGUACUCCAGCUCGAGUUCAGGCGGGCCAUAGACCUGAAGUUGGACGUUCAGGAGGCUGUGAAAGCGCUGAUGGACUUCGUGCCGGAGGUCAAGUUGGGGGCAGAACUGACAUAGCCCCAAGAGUUUUGGAUCCAUACGGGACGCCUGGACAGAACCAAGGUCAACAGGUGAAUCCUUUUUGGAGUGACGCAGUUCGCAGGGGUGCCAUGGAACGCGCUCCUGGAGCUGGAGAUCAACGUGGUUCGCCGGCCGGACAGGUUGGUGUGAGUGGCUUGACUUCUGGACGUGAUAGGAAUCCAGUGGAAAGCCCCAAGGAUGAAGUUGAACGUUUGCGUGCUCGGAUCCUACGGGAGGCUGAAGAGGCCUUUGGCAGGGAGGUGAAGAAGCUUGGAAUCUAUGAAAAGGGCGAUGGUGACUCCUAUCACACGGCAACGAGUGCGGGUGGUGGUGGAGGUCAGUCGCAGGUUCCUCGGCAGCCUCAAGCUGAUGGUCCAUCUUUGGAACCUCCUCCGGGAUUGAAUCAUGUGAAGAUAUCUGAUGGAGCAGGAGCUGAACGAAGUGCUCUCCUGAAGAACCUUACUGACUUGAAGCCUGGUAGUUCAGUGGCAGAUGUCCUGAGCUCGAUUAGGCUAUGGAGACGAUGGAUUUCCCGUGCAGAGGAACUUCGUCUGACGAUACCAGAUUCCCUGGUACUCAUGCAGGCCCUCAAUAAGGUCUCUGAGGCGCUGAGCCGCAUGGGUGGGAACCAAGUGACGUAUCGGAUCUCAGCUGUUCGUCAGGAGCUACAGGUCGACCAAAGACCGGGGUUGUCGGCGGUCAAGGAGUUUGCCGAAUUCCUCCAAGCGGAAGGUGAGGAGCUGGCAUUGAUGGCAUCGGCCUCGACCAAGGGCGUCGGAGUGGCCGCAACUUCGAGUGGCGGUGCCGGGGGCACGUCGCUUAAGGCAGUGGCGAUGUCUGGGGGAGCCAAUGGAGGGCAGGACGAGAAGUCAAGGGGUCCUUGCCGCUUUUGGGGCACCUCAAACGGCUGCCGACGUGGAGAUACUUGUGGUUAUACCCAUUUGUGGGAUGGUGUCGAGAAGAAGGAUCGAAUACAAAGCAGCCAUAACCCAAGGGUGGCCAAGGUGAAGGGUGCUGAGAAGGAAAAAGACUCACCGGCCAAGGGAGAGCAGCUGAAGGCCGAGGAGCAGGGGCCGACUUCGGUCAGUGGGAGCCGGAGCCCAGCCAGGCCGAAGGUCGAGGAUCCGAUUCCCAAUGGGGAUGGAGGCCAACCUCAUG